AUGGCAAGGGUUAGACUAAGCGUAAGUGAGAAUGUAAGUCUUCGAGUGCGAAGAAGGAAGGGUGACGUCUACGGAGUGAUUGAUCGAGUUGAAGCUACAUUUUGCGACUGCAAGGCUUAUCAGCUGCUGCCCCCAACGAAAACGAUAGGCUUCCUGCAUAGCUUGUUUCCACAUGUGAAUUGGAACGCACAUCCAAAGACUACCGCGACGACGACGACGACGUAG
This is a messenger RNA of Necator americanus (New World hookworm), 225 nucleotides long. RefSeq lists its product as uncharacterized. NCBI's taxonomy places the organism in Eukaryota, Metazoa, Nematoda, Chromadorea, Rhabditida, Ancylostomatidae. Bases 1 to 225 code for a protein of 74 amino acids. The record is from RefSeq and is a predicted model, not a curated record. The transcript has 3 exons.